GGCUCGAUGACAGACUACCUGAAGGCCAACGUGGUGUCGUGGAACGAGCUCUGCCACAUCAGUCAGACGGCAGCCCGCGGCCUGGCCUACCUCCAUGAAGACAUCCCGGGACACAAGGACGGACACAAGCCGUCCAUCGCUCACAGGGACAUUAAGAGUAAGAAUGUGCUGUUGAAGAGUAACCUGACAGCCUGCAUAGCGGACUUUGGUCUUGCCCUGAAGUUUGAAGCAGGGAAAUCUGCAGGAGACACACAUGGACAG
Plectropomus leopardus (leopard coralgrouper) is the source of this 261-nucleotide messenger RNA. The record is from RefSeq and is a predicted model, not a curated record. Lineage: Eukaryota; Metazoa; Chordata; Actinopteri; Perciformes; Serranidae.